Molecule: messenger RNA, 2775 nt
Organism: Urocitellus parryii (Arctic ground squirrel)
Lineage: Eukaryota; Metazoa; Chordata; Mammalia; Rodentia; Sciuridae
Source: RefSeq, a predicted model, not a curated record
UCCACUUGCCUUCGGUGCCCGGCCCUCCGGCCGCCCUCCUGCCCCCUCCCCUCCGUCCCGCCCCGUCCAGCCGGGGCUGCCCGGCCCCCGCAGGCCCCCAGCCGCCCGCGUUCCUAUGGACAGACGCACAGACACCUGCAGGAAAGACACUGCUGAUCCUGUAACAUGGAGGAUUGUCUUCAUACCUCAUCUGAGAAUCUGUCCAAAUUGGUCAGCUGGGCCCAUAGCCAUGGGACCAUUUGCAGCCUCAUUCCAAACCUAAAACACUUGCUUUCUGAAGGUUCCCAUGGGAACCUGACCGCAAUGUGGGGCUGUAGUGCUGGCCAUGCUUAUCAUUGGCCACUAACAGCUACUUGUAGAGCUGGGUCCCAAGAAAGGGUCUGUUUCCAGGACAACAGAAGUUUUAACUCUGAUAGUCCCAGUAUAAUUGGGGUGCCUUCUGAGACACAAACUAGCCCUGUUGAAAGGUACCCUGGGAGACCAGUGAAAGCAAAGCUAGACUGUAACCGGACCAGAGACUCUUGUGACUUCUCUUAUUGCAGUGAGCCCUCUGAACUGGAUGAAGCUGUUGAAGAGUAUGAGGAUGAAAACACCCUGUUUGAUAUGGUUUGUGAGUCUUCUGUUACAGAUGAGGAUAGUGACUUUGAACCCCAAACCCAAAGACCUCAAARCAUUGCUCGCAAAAGGCCAGGAAUAGUUCCGUCUUCCCUCCAUUCAAGUUCCCAGACACAGAUGGUUGAUGAAUGCAGCAAUGACGUCAUCAUCAAGAAAAUCAAACAAGAAAUUCCAGAAGAUUAUUACAUUGUGGCAAAUGCAGAGCUGACUGGAGGGGUAGAUGGACCAGCCCUGUCCUUGACUCAGAUGGCAAAACCCAAGUCUCAGACUCAUGCUGGUCCCUCCUGUGUGGGGUCUGCUAAGUUGAUUUCCCAUGUAACAUCUGCCAUCAACACGGAGCUAGACCCACAUGGUAUGUCUGCAUCUCCUUCUGUGAUCUCCAGACCAGUUGUCCCAAAGACUGCUAGGGUAUCUCUGGCGUCACCAAACAGAGGACCCACUGGUACCCAUGGCACCAACCAGCAGGUGGCCAUGCAGAUGCCUGUGAGCACAUCCCAUCCUAACAAACAGAUCAGUAUCCCUUUGUCUGCCCUGCAGCUGCCUGGACAGGAUGAUCAAGUUGCUUCUGAAGAAUUCCUGUCUCAUCUGCCCAGCCAGGUCUCAUCCUGUGAGGUAGCCCUCUCUCCCUCAGUUAACCCAGAGCCAGAAGUGAGCUCCAGUCAGCAGCAGCCUCCAGUUGCUCCAACUAUAACCACUGAGGCCACAGCGCAGUGCAUACCAGCUUAUUCUACUAAGCUCAACAAAUUUCCUGUAUUUAAUAUUAAUGAUGACUUGAAUGAUCUGUGUACCAGUGCAGUAAGCCCAAACACUACCAAAGCCACGCGGUACGCCCUGAAUGUGUGGCGAUAUUGGUGCAUGACCAACGGGCUCAAAGAUCAUACGGAUAUCACCAAGAUCCCUGCAGUGAAGUUGAAUGAGCUGCUGGAGAACUUUUAUGUCACUGUCAAGAAAAGUGACGGCUCAGACUUCCUGGCUACCUCACUCCAUGCCAUUCGCCGGGGCCUGGACCGCAUCCUGAAGAAUGCAGGUGUGGGCUUUUCCAUCACCAGCAGCACCUUCAGCUCUUCUACCAAGAAGCUCAAGGAGAAGCUGUGGGUGCUGAGUAAGGCGGGGAUGUCGGGCGCCCGCUCUCGAAAUAUCGUCUACUUCUCCCUUUCUGAUGAGGAGGAGAUGUGGCAGGCAGGGUGUCUGGGGGACGACAGCCCCAUCACUCUUCUGUCCACUGUGGUCAAGUACAACAGCCAGUACCUGAACAUGCGGACGCUGCAGGAGCAUGCAGAUCUGAUGUACGGUGACAUAGAGCUGCUCAAAGACCCACAAAACCAGCCCUACUUUGCCCGGACAGACAGUGUCAAGCGGGAGAGUCGGAGUGGAUCCACUAGAGUGUGUCAUGGGAAGAUCUACCAUGAGCAUUCCAGAGGACACAAGCAGUGCCCUUACUGCCUCCUCUACAAGUACAUGUACAUCCACCGGCCGCCCACCCAAAUGGAGGCCAAGUCCCCCUUCUACCUUACUGCCAGGAAGGAAGCCACAGACAUGGGCAAUGUGUGGUAUGAGGAGCAGAGGAUGGGACUGCGUUCUCUUCGAGGAAUUGUCCCAAACUUAGCCAAGAAAGUCAAGCUGGAAAACUGUGAGAACUUCACCUUCGUCUCAUUUACUCAGGUCUCCAGGAAACUUGGCUCCCACAGCUGCUGCCAGUGAGCCUGGGUGCAGGCCACUGCCCUACUCCCCCUUGUAGGUGAGAGCUCCCCCAGGUGGCCAAGCCAGAGUCAGCAGCAACCCAGAGCUCUGAGGAGGCAGCUGCUGACCCUGUGUAACUCCAGGCUUAGACUAGUCUCCAUCAGUGUGGCCUGCUAGUCCUCUGACUUGGAGUUUGUUUUUUGAAUGAAAGUAGAUAAAUCUGAAUAAUUUGGAUGUGUUAUCCAAAUGUGUGUUACCUUUGUUAAAUUGUAAAACACAGUGUAUAAUUGCUAUAUAUGAGAAUGAGGAAAUUCAUAUUAUCUAGUGCCUUUUUAGCACAGGUUUUCUGGAAAAAAAGAGAAAAAGAAAAAAAAAGGAUACUGAUUAAAUAGUUAUUAAAAAAAAUCCCAGUAGCCCAGUAGCUUUAGAUUGUUAGGAAGACUAUACACUUUGUUGAAUUACACUCACAGUAAGGAAUUA